Messenger RNA from Exophiala dermatitidis NIH/UT8656, 1026 nucleotides. RefSeq names its product chitinase. Gene Ontology annotation, biological process: carbohydrate metabolic process; chitin catabolic process. Gene Ontology annotation, molecular function: chitin binding; chitinase activity. The record is from RefSeq and is a predicted model, not a curated record. Bases 1 to 1026 code for a protein of 341 amino acids. NCBI's taxonomy places the organism in Eukaryota, Fungi, Ascomycota, Eurotiomycetes, Chaetothyriales, Herpotrichiellaceae. Gene Ontology annotation, cellular component: extracellular region. The transcript has a single exon.
AUGCGCUCGGAGGUCUUCAAUGAGGACAACCCCUUUGAAUGGCCUCUGUUCACCUCUGUCGAUGCUGUCCGAUCUGAGUUUGCUCCUGGCGCUGCUAUCAUGGUCGCUAUUGGCGGCUGGGGUGAUACUGAGGGCUUUUCCGUGGCUGCAGCGACUGACGCAAGUCGAAAGCGGUUUGCAGCAAAUGUGAAAGCCAUGGUUGACGCGAAAGGAGCCGACGGUGUUGAUGUGGAUUGGGAAUAUCCCGGCGGCAACGGAGAUGACUACAAGCAAGUCCCGAACUCUGCUAAAGCCUGGGAGGUGGACGCAUUUCCUAAACUGCUAGCUGAAAUACGCUCGGCUUUGGGUCCAGACAAACUGAUCUCGGCGGCUGUCCCUGGUCUUCGGAGAGACAUGAUUGCUUUCACAGCCGAUACAGUUCCCCAGAUUGAUCAAUCUUUGGACUUCUGGAAUAUCAUGACUUAUGACUUGAUGAACCGAAGAGAUAACGUUACAAAGCAUCAUGCCGGAGUUGUUGAAGCCUUGGACGCCAUCGAUGCAUAUCUCGAACGAGGUGUUCCCGUUGACAAGGCAAACCUGGGGUUUCCCUUCUACGUCAAAUGGUUUAAGACUGACCCGAAGAGUAACUGCGAUGUGCAUCCCCUGGGGUGUCAGACAGUGCUUAUGGAAGAUCCUGUAACAGGUGCCGACUUGGGACAAGCAGGGGCAUUCUGCUGGGCUGAUGAUGUGCCUCCGGAAUUGGCAACCUCUUACGCCAGAGCUAUGAAGUACGGCAUGUAUGAUCUCGAACGUGGUGGCCACUACUACUGGGAUGCAGACGAGGGUAUUUUCUGGUCUUGGGAUACUCCUGAAUCGAUAGCUCGCAAGAUUACAGUCAUGGAUACGAGAAAGCUCAGCAGCGUCUUCGCCUGGGGUCUAGGUGAGGACUCGAGAGAUUGGAGACACCUGAGAGCUCUGACUGCAAUGUACCAGAAUCACACGCGGCUCGAAGUCCACGUUCGCAAAAAGGGAAAAGAUGAACUUUGA